Ostrinia furnacalis (Asian corn borer) is the source of this 6581-nucleotide messenger RNA. It is a transcript of the gene Snoo, whose product is annotated as Sno oncogene. Lineage: Eukaryota; Metazoa; Arthropoda; Insecta; Lepidoptera; Crambidae. Gene Ontology annotation, molecular function: DNA-binding transcription factor activity, RNA polymerase II-specific; RNA polymerase II cis-regulatory region sequence-specific DNA binding; SMAD binding. The transcript is spliced from 2 exons. Bases 491 to 1789 code for a protein of 432 amino acids. Gene Ontology annotation, cellular component: transcription regulator complex; cytoplasm; nucleus. Gene Ontology annotation, biological process: negative regulation of BMP signaling pathway. The record is from RefSeq and is a predicted model, not a curated record.
UUGACGGGAAGGUCGGUCACGUGACACGACGGCGGGCGCGGGGUGCGGGGCGCCGGCUAGACUCUCCAGUAGCCGAGCCAUCCGUCUGCUGCUUUGACUGCGACCAGUCGCCGGAAUCCACGCCCCGGCCUCAGCCGCUCGUAUCUAUUACGUACUACCCAGUUCGCAAGUAUCCAGUUCGUUCCAACUGGAAAACGGCUGCAGUUCACAAAUUGGAAUCCAACAGUGUCAGCUCAGUGAAUAUUCGGGGAAAAAUAGUGAUGGUUCAGUGACAAAAAGUGGCUUAUUUGUGUAUUUUUGCAAAGUGGUCGUGCGGCGACGGGGCGGAGACGCCGCAAACGGGCGGCGAGCACUCGGCCCGGCCGUCGCGACGGCUCGGCAGUUCGGCAGAUAUGUUUCGAUCGCGGCCGGAGCGCGUCGCGCGUGCCGGCGCGUAGUUCGCUCGGGACAUGCGCCCCUCGAGCUCCCAAGUCGGUGGGGGUGAGCGACCAUGGAUGUAGUGACGUCCCAUAUCAACUCCGUGCUGAAGACCUACCAGGCGAGCGCGCCGCGCAGCCUGCAAGGGCCCGGAUGCGGGCGAGCCGAGCCAUGUAGCGAGGCGCCUCCGCCGCCGCCGCCGCCCGCCGCGCCGCCGAUCCUGCUCGCGCCGGACACCGUGCUGGGCGAGCGCGGCGAGACCCUGCUCGAGGGCGAGCCCAUCUCGUGCUUCAGCGUCGGCGGCGAGCGGCGGCUGUGCCUGCCCCAGAUCCUGACCUCGGUGCUGACGGACUUCAGCUUGGAACAGAUCAACCGUGUGUGCGACGAACUGCAAAUAUACUGUUCGCGAUGCACGCCGGAGCAGCUCCACGAAUUGAAGUCGACGGGGGUGCUGCCGCGCUCGGCGCCGUCGUGUGGGCUCAUCACGCAGACUGACGCGGAGCGGCUGUGCUCCUCGCUGCUGCACGGCCCGGCGGCGUCGAGCCCGCACAAGCUGCCCGGGUUCCGAGUGUACCAUGAGUGUUUCGGUGGCGGGCGGGGUGUGUGCGCCCCGGAUUUGAACUUAGUGCAGUGUUUGAUAUGCCGGUCAUUGUACACGCCGAGGCGGUUUGUGUGCCACUCGCACGAGCCGGAGAACCGGACCUGCCACUGGGGGUUCGACUCGUCGCGAUGGCGGCGGUUCCUGCUGGUGGCAGACGAGGAGAAGGAGAAGGAGAAAUGCGUGGCCCUGCUGGACGAGUUAGCGGCGCGGGAGUCGCCGACAGCGGCGCCAGUUCCAGUCAAGCAGCAGGCGCCUUUGAAACGUAAACAGGUGGUGGAGACGGUGACAUGCAAGCCGGAGCCGCCGGACUCGCCGCCGAAGAAAGCGCGCGGGGAGGACUACGGCUACGCGCUGUAUCUGGACCACUACGCGCACCUGCAGUACCGGUCCAUAUCGGCGUUCCGGCCGUGGGGCAAGCGCGAGCCGGCGCUGCAGAACCCCGAGCGGGUGGUGCGGGUGGCGCACUGCACCAGCUUCGAGCGCGACUACCAGCCCAACGUGGCGCUGAAGCCGCUCACGCCGCCGGUGGAUGACGUCACGUCGUCCACGUCGCCGCCGCCCACCGAGCCGGAGCUGGCGGCGCGGCUGUUGGACGCCGACGCGCGGCUGGCGGAGCGCGCGCGGCAGCUGGACGAGCGCGAGGCGGCGUUGGCGCGGCGCGAGGCGAUGCUGGACGAGCGCGAGGCGGCGCUGGCCCGGCGCGAGCGAGCCUCGUCGCCCGCGCCGCCCGCGCCCGCUCUCAAACAGGAGGACGGCGAGCCGCCCUGUUGACCGACGCGGGUCAUCACCCGCCUGCGAACGCUCAGUGACAUUGCGUGUUCAGAGUACAAAGUUUCGAGGUGCCGACCGUGAGCCGGCACCGUGUAAAUAAUCUUCAGAUUUUACUUUCUCAAUAUUUGGGAUGCUGCUCGUCUAUGAAAUUCGUAUUGAGAACUCUACUAUUUAUACUCUUUUACUGUGCGUUGUGGAUAAUUUAUGUGAUGAACCCGUCUCGGUGCCGACGUACAUAAAUUAUUCAGUCCGAUUUACCACAAAUAUACAGUAGCUGGAGAACAGAAACAAUAGAUGUACAUAAUCAUAUCAAUCAAGUACAGUUUUAUGAAAGUAUCGUUUUGUACAUUUUACAGUGUUGUAGUCUCUUGCGCGUGCCAUUCUGGAGGUACCUCUGUUACCUUUCAUGUAACCUCAGUCUGUGCUUUUCAAUACUUAACAAAAUACUCACAAUAAUAUACAUAGUGAAAUAGUUAUACAAUUACAUAAGCAUAAUUUAUACAGGGUUAUUUUUAGGUUUUUAUUUUGCGAAAUGUACAUACUGAUAAGCAUCCCUAUGUAUUAAGUUUACUACUUCAGUUUCCACCGUAUACUCAACAUACACAUCAAAAGUACAGUGACCGCGUCAUUAUGAAUUAUAUUAGUUUAUUUUUAAGCUAAAUAACUCUGUAUAAACCUCAACCAUACCAAAAAUAAUGAAAUAUUUAGUGAUUUCACACGUGAAUUCAAUACAAUAUGUCUUGUCUCAAUCAACGUUACUAUUUAGGAGAUUGUAGAAAAACGCAAUUUUUCUCACUACUUCUGACUUUACGGCACUUUUAAUGAUACCCAUUUUGUGAGGGUAUUAUUUAAUUUUAGUUGUGCCUAAAUAAGUUCAUAAGUGUAAUAACGCUUACAGCUGUCUCACAUUGAAUAUUAUUUACAAUUCGCGUAUUUAUUAAAAUGGGACUGUAAAUGUUAACUUAACCUCGCUCGCACACUGUGCCGUGUGAGCGGUGACCCUAAACGCUAAAGUUUUUCAUCCCAUUAUUUAUGUAUUUUCGCAGGUUAUACAAAAAUGAUUAUUACUUACAUGCGAGACAGCUGAUACUUUAAUAUUUAACAGUAAAUUCUAUUGUCCUGGCUGACAAAUUAAAAAUAAGGGAAUUAUCCCAAACUCUACCUCAUUGUAAAUAAAAAUUUUGGCUAAAAUUAAGAAAAUUCUUGUUAAGCUGAUGUUAAUUUUAGAAUUCGAUUUUGAUUGAGCCUAUACUGAAGCAAUAAUUUCUAUUAUGUGAAAAAAAUAUUAAACUCACUGCCUGAUGUUGUAAAUUUCCUAACGUUAAUGUAGAAGAUGAAUAGGAUGAAAGUUAGGUAGGAAACUUCUGCUUCCACGAUACCAAGUCUCCGUAUCUACCGCCUUUUAUUGGCAAUUUUGCCAUAUUUUAUCGAAAUCCUAUUCAUACUUCGGAAUAUUUUAGGUAUCAGUGCUAUUUUAACCAACAUACACCUUGUAACUAUGUAUACUGCCUUCUGCUUGCUUGAUCAGUUUUAGUAUUCUCAGCAUGCUAAUGAUAUUGACAAAUAUUUGCAGCUUAAUAAAUACGAGUAUUUAGUCUUUCAGAAUAGGAUAUUGUAAUGAAUUAUUCCUUUUUGAUUUCCAACAGUAAACUUUAUUACUUUAAUUUUUCGUCACAACAAAAACAUGCCAUGCAUUUUAGAAUAAUAUGCUACCUAUAAUCGCAAAAUUGAAACGAGUUUAUCCAAAAAAUAAAACAUCAACCUGAAAUGAAGUCACCUGAAAUAGAAUUAUUUUAUUCCUGUAUCGUGUCAGAACAGAAGUACCGCCCAAUGCGGUGUAGCCUUUGCCAGUAACUGUGCAUUUUUUUAUUGCAUAUUUUUUGUGACUGAGCAAGAUUCUUUUUUUAUUAAGCGUAGCGUGUCGACAGACACAAAAUGCGAAUGGCGACAUUCGACGUGAUUUCGUGUGAUUCUCAUAGCAGUCUAUGAUUAGAAGCCAUCUGUUGUGUUAGUACCAAUCUACUUUAGGUAUAAUCAUGGUGAGCAUAUUGUAAUAAAUUAGAAUUGGUGCUAGCACCAGUGUUUUACCGAUACAUUAAGGCUUAUUUUACUGAAGCUAGGCAGAAUGAAGCCAUCUCGAAAUUUCCAGAAUGCAGCAUGUUGUACUUUUAUGCGAUAAGCUGUAAUGUAUCGUUAAAAUUCUGAGGCCCAAGGAAGUAGUUAACCGACUCGGUAGUCAGGGCGUGUAGAGCGCAAUAAAAUUGUGAAGCGAUUGUGAAAUUUAAUUUCACAGAAUGUGUGACUGUUAAUCUUUUGGCCAAGCUCAAAUUGUUUAAAGAAUAUAAUUUAUUUCUUUUAUGAUGAUUUUCCUUUCAAAGAGUGCUAUGUUACAUUAGUUAGGUAGUUGUUAUAAGUUCAGUUCUAGGUUAGGUUAUAUCUCUAGUCAGAGACUUUUUGAGAAAAUAAAUUACCAUUUACUUAUUAAUAUAUUAUUCAAAUAGGUACCUACUGUAAGCGAGUGUAAUAAGAAUAACUUAUUGUUUAAAUAAUUAAAUAAUGUAGCGUAGGUAAUUAGAAAUGGACUGUAUGUCUUAUACACAUUAAGUUAUAUUAAAAUUCGGAAACUUUUCUAUCAAUGCUUUGUUAAUACGUAUUUUGGUGCUAUGAUAUUUUUGGCUUGGCUAACUUAGUGUUAAAUUGUAUAAAAGUUAAUAUUUUUAGUAUUGGCAAUUAUUUUUGGUUUUUAAAGUUGUUUUAUCAUUUUAUUGUUUGGAGUUAUUAUAAAUGACUUAUUUUAGUUUGCAUCAAAAUUAGUGGCUUGGCCAUUUUGAAACUAAAAUAAUGCUUUAAUUAUUAGCGUAGGCUGUAUAUUAUUGUUGCGUUGGUAGAAAAGUUUCCAGAAGGAUGUCGUCUCUCACUGUCUUCAUUCAAAUAAAAUAUGAAAUGGUGCUAAAUAAAUACCUGACAAAUGAUCUUGGCUUUCCUUUCUAAAACUACGAACGAGCUCGUUAGGUUGUAUCGUUUUAAUGAGUGAUAAACAAAGUAUAUUUUGAGAUUAAGAGCAACAGACAGUGAGGGGCCGAUGUGUAAAUAGUGUUUGUUUUAAAAUUUGCUGCGCACGAGUGUGCCAGAAGCGGAGGCGUGGUAUUCGUCGCACGCAACUGAACUGUCUCUCACCUAUUAAUUUUAAAAUAGGUAUUACAAUGAAUAUUUUACGUAAUGGAGAUCCAUUUACCAAUGUCAACGGUUACGGUUUUGACGGAAAAUAACUUAAAUUACAGACUAAUUUAGAUUGAGACUUUGUUUGAUAAAGUCCCUUUUUGUUGGUCUUAAUUUAGUAGUAGUGGCAUUGCCAAUAUGACUGUGGGAAUAGCUGUAAUGUUAUUAAAUCAUCUUAAAACGGCCUAUAGAAUGUAUAGUUAAAAAAUGAAUGUAAACAGCGAACCUUCGUCCUUUACCUCUAGACUAGAUAAAGUGACAUCCGUGACAGUUGUAUUCGAAAUCGCUUCACGAAGACGAUCUACAACUGUUGCACUUAAAAAAAUAAGCUGGAGCGAAGCGAUUUCAACUGUCACGUUUGUAGGUAACUGUGUGUAGAGGGACUUUUAUUUAGUUUUAUUUAAAAUGUUGCUUUAUUUGAUUUCCGUUUUCUGAGUCAGUCGGUUGCGUGCUAUGUGGGUGUAACACAUACCUGUGAUCUCAAUGUAUGUUUGACAAAAGGGCACUACGUCCAGCUGCAAGCAAUGUGUUCCAUCGUCUUGGUCUCCGCCAUAUCAAGGGUGAAAAGCUCUCGUACCCUGACUUGCAAGUGAUACAAGGCAGUCAAGUGGCGUCAAGCAAUUACGAACCGAAUGUUUCAUCGACAUAUUGAUUAAAUGUAGAGCCAAUGUCUCUAAAAAUGGCCAAGCGUCAGUUAUACUCAUUUGUAGAGGUUUUGUUCCUGGCAAUUACAAUUUUCAUAGAAAAUUCGAGUAUUGGUAAAGCAUCAAACUAGGUUCGAAAAUAAAGGGCAAUCGAUUUGAAUCGAUUUUUGCUAUUUCGAUCAUAAAUUAUUAUGCCUGCCCACAGAAUUCGAGUCCCUUGCUUGACGCCAUUUGGCUACCCUAGUCGCUAUAUUUCGGCGUACGCGCAGCGCAAUGCUUUCGGGUUAACUGUACACGCUAGCUGACGUCUCCGAGGGGAGAGCUCAUGAUGGACAGGAUAUUUAGAAGGCUUGCUGAAGGUUUCUCAUUCACUGGCCAAAUUGGUAAACAGUCAAAUAUAAAUAAAGGCUAUUAGGCUAGGUCAAAUAUAAUUAACCUUUGUACACCAAGCUGUAGCUGGAUCUAUGCGCCAACGUUAUCAAUAUACGACAAAAGUAGGUACACUGGCAUUCUGGGUAUCCAAAAUAAUAUUGACUUUUUUAGGAGCCAGGUUUGAGCUUUAGUAAGAAACCAAAUAAUUGGCCAGAGAAUGGGAAACUGGUGGGUAUUUCUUGUUGUGAUUACAAUUUUGAAUAACGACUUUCAAGCAUACAUUAAUUGUUGAAAAUAGUUCAAAAUUUUUACGUUUACUUGAUCUGCAUCUCAUACAAACAAUUGAAUGACGUAAUGUAUCGUGCCAAUCAUACAAUUUUAUAUGAGUAAGGAUAGAAACGAUCUCGGAGACGUCAAGUGGUUGCAAUUUAUUUUAUUUAUCGAGAUUCAAAUGUGAACAGAUUUUUUAAAUAGCGCUACACUACAGAAAUAUCGCCUAUUUUACUUAGGGUCCAGUUUUAGCGCAGACAUUUCGAAAAUGUCGCAAAAAGAAUUAC